AUGAGAAAAAUUUCCCAUAUAUUGCAAAAAGGUCCCGUCAUCCAGCAACCUGGCAAAGCGAAUACCCUGAUGACAGAAAUGCCCGGAGGGGACAUGGAUCUUUGGCAACAAAUUGCUUCUCGUAACUUUGAAUUGAAGACGGAGUGCGGUUUCUCACUGUAUGCAGAGCAUCUUGGCGGGAAGCUCGGUGGCGCAAAAUCUCCUGUCUGUGAUCUACUGUACGAGCGCGCAAGGCCAGCAUGGCAGAAGCUAACAGCACAUGAGAAGCAGAUUUGGAUAAAUCGUGCAAUGGAGCUGGCCCGAUUGGAUCCGAGGAGGCGAUGUUUCGAUAUACAAUCGAACCCCGUGAGAAGUAGUGAAUUCGUACCACGUCGACGUCGUAGAGCGGAACAGCGCUCUGAGGAUUUCCGCCGCCUUCCGUUCGUAACAGAUGACGAGAUCGAGGAGGAUGAAUUUUUUGCAGUUGAACAACCUGUUACUACUAUUGAAGAUGGAGAUGAGUCUUUGGAUCAAUUCUUUGCGACAAAGUAUGAAAAAGAUCGUACAAUGGUCAGAGAUGCGAUAAUGAGUCAAACAGAUGGAUGUAUCGAUAAGAUCAAGGAACUGCGAUUUCUUAUUGCUGCAGUUCAAACAUUCGGCAACGUUGAUGGAAUGUGCCUCAUGGCCGAAUAUGCCAUGAAUGAGUUCAAUCUAAGAGAUGGAGUUGUAGAUAGGUUUUCUACCGUGGUUGGUCCAUGGCAAAUUUCUAAUGAAAUCCAAAGGAGUAGAGCUGAAUUUCACUCUAAUGAAACACAUCGAAUUCCGUUAACGAUUGCGUCCACUCAACUGGAUAAAAGACAACUAGUGAUGGAGAUUUUGGGGAGAUGUGAGCCUGAAAUAGCUCGGAGGCAAGGAAUUCGUGUAGGGUUGUACACAGAUGAGGCUGAGGACAUAGAUGAUCGCUUCAAUCGUCUCUAUGUAGGAGAUAGGAAUCCGUAUUUACUUGCUAAUGAAGAGGGACGUCGAUGGAUCAUCUGCCUAAAGCAGGAAUAUCGGAAUAUGUUGGCAGCAAAUCAGCACCUCGCACGAUCUCUUGGCUUGGAUUAUCCGGGUUUUCCCAGCUCGGACGAUAGAUAUGUGCUUGCUGACGCUUUUUUGGCCGCCCUAGCUGAUUGCCUUCAAGGAGAGGCGGUGAGUGAGGCAGGAGGUUGGCUGGCUGCACUAGGAAAACAUCUUCCUGAAGAGUUUGCUACACCAUGGGAACGAAGCGGGGAACUUUUUUGUACUCGACAUCGAGCUGAGAGGAAUUCAUGCUGUGCUACAGUGACUGCGUCAAGGGCCACGUUCAUAAUUCUUUACGCCGUCGAGCAAUUGCUCAAGUAG
Molecule: messenger RNA, 1362 nt
Organism: Necator americanus (New World hookworm)
Lineage: Eukaryota; Metazoa; Nematoda; Chromadorea; Rhabditida; Ancylostomatidae
Exons: 12
Coding region: 1-1362 (453 amino acids)
Biological process (GO): regulation of miRNA-mediated gene silencing
Source: RefSeq, a predicted model, not a curated record